Messenger RNA from Emericellopsis atlantica, 666 nucleotides. Its product is annotated as thioredoxin-like protein. Gene Ontology annotation, biological process: cellular response to oxidative stress; cell redox homeostasis; cellular oxidant detoxification. The coding region runs from base 1 to 666 and encodes 221 amino acids. Gene Ontology annotation, cellular component: cytosol; mitochondrion. Lineage: Eukaryota; Fungi; Ascomycota; Sordariomycetes; Hypocreales; Bionectriaceae. The transcript is spliced from 2 exons. The record is from RefSeq and is a predicted model, not a curated record. Gene Ontology annotation, molecular function: peroxiredoxin activity.
AUGUCUCAGCCCGCCCCUCUCCGCCUCGGCAGCGUCGCGCCCAACUUCCAGGCCAAGACCACGGCCGGCGACAUUGACUUUCACGAGUUCAUUGGCAACAACUGGGUCAUCCUCUUCUCGCACCCCGAGGACUACACCCCCGUGUGCACCACCGAGUUGGGCGCCUUUGCCAAGCUCCAGCCCGAGUUCGAGAAGCGCGGCGUCAAGCUGAUCGGUCUCUCUGCCAACACCAUCGAGUCGCACGAGGGCUGGAUCAAGGACAUUGAUGAGGUGACCGGCGGCAAGGUCACCUUCCCCAUCAUUGGCGACAAGGAGCGCAAGGUCGCCCUGGCCUACGACAUGAUCGACCACCAGGACGCUACCAACGUCGACGAGAAGGGCAUUGCCUUCACCAUCCGCUCCGUCUUCUUCAUUGACCCCAACAAGAAGAUCCGGACCAUCCUCUCCUACCCCGCCUCUACCGGCCGUAACGCCGCCGAGGUCCUCCGCAUCAUCGACUCUCUCCAGACCGGUGACAAGUACAAGAUCACCACCCCUAUCAACUGGGUUCCCGGUGACGAUGUGAUCGUCGCGCCGUCGGUCAAGAACGAGGAGGCCAAGGAGCUGUUCCCCAACUUCCGCAUCGUGAAGCCCUACCUGCGCUUCACUCCCCUUCCCAAGGCGUAA